This is a messenger RNA of Triplophysa rosa, 1630 nucleotides long. It is a transcript of the gene aqp3a, whose product is annotated as aquaporin 3a. The record is from RefSeq and is a predicted model, not a curated record. Gene Ontology annotation, cellular component: basolateral plasma membrane; plasma membrane. Gene Ontology annotation, biological process: water transport; glycerol transmembrane transport. The transcript has 6 exons. Gene Ontology annotation, molecular function: urea transmembrane transporter activity; glycerol channel activity; water channel activity. The coding region runs from base 94 to 993 and encodes 299 amino acids. Lineage: Eukaryota; Metazoa; Chordata; Actinopteri; Cypriniformes; Nemacheilidae.
CUAUAAGAGGAGAAGACUGGCCUUCAAAUGAACAUACUUUGAGGGACAUACAGGUUUUUGCACACAGUCAAGAAAAGACAUCAGUGCCAAAAAAUGGGAAGGCAGAAGGCCAUGCUGGUUAAGGUUGCGCAGACUGUGCAGAUCCGCAACAAGCUGCUGCGCCAGGGAUUGGCAGAAUGCUUGGGAACUCUCAUCCUGGUGAUGUUUGGUUGUGGUGCUGUUGCCCAGGUCAUACUAAGUGAAGGAUCUCAUGGUCUCUUUCUCACUGUUAAUCUCGCUUUUGGGUUUGCUGCUACCCUUGGAAUCUUGAUCUGCGGCCAGGUGUCAGGGGGUCAUUUAAAUCCAGCUGUUACAUUUGCUCUCUGCCUCUUGGGAAGAGAAAAAUGGAGAAAGUUCCCAGUUUAUUUCUUCUUCCAAACAUUGGGAUCAUUCCUGGGUGCUGCGAUUAUCUUUGCUGAAUACCACGAUGCCAUGUAUGAUUAUGCUGGAGAAACAAAUGAGUUGCUUGUAACUGGGAAUAGAUCCACUGCUGGGAUUUUUGCUACUUACCCCAGCAAGCAUCUCACCCUCUUAAAUGGUUUUACUGACCAGAUGAUAGGCACAGCGGCUCUGAUUGUCUGCAUCCUGGCCAUUGUUGAUCCGUUCAACAACCCGAUCCCUCAAGGUCUCGAGGCUUUCACUGUUGGAUUUAGCGUCCUUGUCAUUGGCCUCUCCAUGGGUUUCAAUUCUGGUUAUGCCGUGAAUCCAGCCAGAGAUCUAGGACCUCGUAUUUUCACCGCCAUGGCUGGAUGGGGUACUGAAGUUUUCACUGCCGGGGAUUGUUGGUUUUUGGUGCCAAUCUUUGCCCCUUUCCUGGGAUCCAUCAUUGGCGUGAUUGUGUACCAGCUAAUGGUGGGAUGGCACAUGGAGGGAGAAGUUCGAGACAGGAAGAUGAGAGGUACGGAUGAGAACAUCAAGCUUAAUGAUGUCACCAGCAAGGAUGGAUUGGCGUGAUCUCUAUCAACCCUCUUCACACGCUCAUUGUGCUUAAGGUUUCAAUAUCCUUCCACAGAAGACUUUCCUUUUCUUUAACAAAGGAAAUUCUGAUUGUCAUGCAUCCUGUCACAAGAACUUCCGAAAACACUGCAAGUCUCUAGAUUUGAAAUCUUUUUCAGUUGUUGAAUCUGACUUUCGCUGUUUUCUUGUUUUAUCUGUUUCUUCACACAUCCUCCAGAUUCCUCCAUUAAGGGAAAAAGGUCUUUCGUCUGCAACACGAAUUAUAUUAAUUCACUGUUUUGAAAAGUUAGUAAAAUCGUUGUGUAGCAUAUAUUGAUAUUUACAGUAUUUUAUGCUUUUAUAUACAUUUUCCACUAUGAUAAAAAUGUUUUUAUGUUCAUGGAAAGGUGAGCAGUUCUUUGUAAAUAUUUUGUACUCCCGUUUUCAUUUAUGCAGUUUUUCACUUUGCUUUUUGGGAAUGACCACUUAACAUGCAUUUCAGAAAACCAUACUGCAGAUAGUGAUGUUGUUACAGUCUAUAAAUAGUAUCAUCUGUUUCUGAAUCAUUGUAAUGUUGUGCCUGUGAUAUGAAUGUUCUAAUGCAAUGGAUUGUUUUCCUAAUAAAUUGUUUUUUUUUUUUUAGAUUUGUUAACAA